GGUGGCAGCUCCGGCGGUCCGAUGGUGGACGGCGCGGACCUCGAGACCCUGGCGGGGACGAUCGGCAACCACAACGGGGUGCGCUGCCCCUGGGCUUGCAACUGCGGCGGACAGGAGCUCGACUGCGCCGAGAAGGGCCUCACCCAAGUCCCCGGGAACUUGGCUGCCCUCACCCUCGCCGAGAAACUAGAUCUACAAGGCAACAACAUCUCCGUCAUAUUCAAGACUGACUUUGAGGACAUGGCUACCCUUCGGCUCCUACAACUGUCGAACAAUCAGAUACACACGAUAGAGCGAGGGGCCUUUCAGGACUUGGUGAGCGUCGAGAAGCUGAGGCUCAACAACAACCACAUCCGCUUCCUCCCGGACCUCCUCUUCAGCAACAUGAUGAACUUGAAGCGAUUGGAUCUCAGCCACAAUCAGAUCUCGAUGAUCGGCCAAAAGACGCUCAGGGGGAUCGCGUCGCUCAAGCACUUGCUGCUAGACGACAACGAGAUAAGCUGCCUCGACGAGGCCGCGAUCCGCGAGCUGAAGGAACUGGAAAUUCUGACGCUCAACAACAACAAACUAACGACGCUGGGUAAGGACACGUUCGGCGGACUCGGUCACCUGCGCACCCUCAAGCUGUCGGACAACUCGUUCACGUGCGACUGCCACCUGAUCGGGCUGUCGCAUGUGCUCAAAAAUUUUCCGCGGCAGAACACCCGCUGCUCGGCGCCGGCGCACUUCAAGGGACAAAACCUCGUCGAUUUGCAGGAGCACGACUUGAAGUGCUCGGGUCUGGUUGAGAAGCCGAGCUCGGAGUGCAGCAGCGAGCCCCAGUGCCCGCAUCCGUGUCGUUGCGCCGACGGUAUCGUCGACUGCCGCGAGAACUCCUUGACGAAGGUGCCGACUUACCUGCCCGAGGACACCGUCGAGCUGCGACUGGAGCAGAACGGCAUCACCGAGAUUCCCGCCAAGGCUUUCUCGCCCUACAGGAAGCUGCGCAGGAUCGAUUUGAGCAACAACAAGAUCCGGAAAGUGGCAGCGGACGCCUUCCACGGGCUCAAGUUCCUCGAGUCACUCGUGCUCUAUGGCAAUAAAAUUGCCGACCUGCCGAGCAAAAUUUUCCAAGGCCUCACGAAUCUGCAACUUUUACUAUUGAACGCAAACGAAAUAUCGUGCAUACGUACGGAGCUGUUUCGCGAUCUCUCCGGCCUGACGCUCUUAUCUCUCUACGACAACAACAUCAAGUCCCUGAGCAACGGGACCUUUGCCAAUCUCCGGAACAUCAAAACUCUGCACUUGGCGAGGAACCCCUUCAUUUGCGACUGCAACCUGCGCUGGUUGGGCGAGUACCUGCACAAGAAUCCGAUCGAGACGUCGGGCGCGCGCUGCGAGUCACCCAAGAGGGCCAUCAAGCGCAGGAUCGACAACAUGCGCGACGACAAAUUCAAAUGUAAGGGUGACGAGGAAGUCCUGACAAAGCGGGCGGGUGAGUGCAUACUACCCGGACCCUGCCCGGCUCACUGCACCUGCAACGGCGCGACUAUCGAUUGCUCCAACGAGAAGCUCACCUCCGUCCCGAAGGACCUGCCCAUUUACACCACCACACUAUUACUCAAAGACAACGCUAUCGAAAAGAUCAAGGCGGAGGGGAUUUUCGAGAAGCUCCCGGAACUCCAGCACCUGGACCUCACGGGCAACAAGAUCUCGCGCAUCGAGGCUAACGCGUUCAAGGGGGCCCACAAAUUGGUGGAUCUACAUCUGUCGGAUAACAAGCUCCGAGAAGUCCACACGAAAAUGUUCACCAGCCUCGCGAGCCUCAAAAACCUGUAUCUCCAUGGCAACGCGAUCACUUGCAUGAUGAACGGAUCCUUCGACCACAUGCCCCACUUGCACACCAUAAAUGUCCAGGGGAACCCGCUGUCGUGCAACUGCCAUCUGUCCUGGUUCUCCGAGUGGCUGAAGAGGCACGAGGCGGUCAAAGUGACCGGACACUGCCACGACCCGCCACGGCUCAAGGCUGCGGCCAUCAACGACAUCCCGAGGCACGAAUUCAAGUGCACCAGCGACAGCGUGGGCUGCCUAGGCGACGAUUACUGUCCGCCCCAGUGCAGUUGCGCGGGCUCGGUGGUGCGCUGCUCGCGCUCCCGUCUCACGGAGAUUCCUCGCGGCAUACCGCCCGAGACUACGGAGCUCUACCUCGACGUCAACGACAUCAGGAGCAUCCAGCCCGAGAGGCUCGCCCACCUCACCAUCCUCACCAGGCUGGACUUGAGCAACAAUCAGAUCGGAAUGCUAUCGAACAACACGUUCAGGAACCUUACGAAACUGGCACAUUUAAUCAUUAGCUACAAUAAGCUGCAGUGCGUGCAACGAGGAGCCCUGGCCGGACUAAAGUCGCUGCGCGUCAUAUCGCUACACGGCAACGACAUAUCGGUCAUACCGGAGGGCGCCUUUGAGGACCUGAAAUCCGUCACCCACUUGGCGCUGGGCUCGAAUCCGCUCUACUGCGACUGCAACAUGCGCUGGCUGGCAGAGUGGGUGAAGCGGGAUUACGUGGAGCCGGGAAUAGCUCGUUGCGCCGAGCCGGCCUCGAUGAAGGAUAAGCUGCUCCUGACCACCCCGGCCAACGCCUUCACGUGCAAAACCAAACAACAGCCAGCCGAGGUACUGGCGAAAUGCAACGUGUGCUAUACUACGCCCUGCCAGAACGGAGGAGCAUGCGAGGCGCUACCAGACAAACACUUUCGUUGCAAAUGCGCGCCAGGAUAUCACGGGGACAGGUGCCAACAUAAAAUUGACGCGUGCUAUGGAAAUCCUUGCCGGAACGCCGGAUCUUGUAAAGUACUGGAGGAAGGAAGAUUCAGUUGCAACUGCGCACCCGGAUACGAGGGGCUCCGAUGCGAGAGCAACGUCGACGACUGCGCGAGUCACAAGUGCGUCAACAACGCGAGCUGCGUCGAUCUCGUCCAGGCCUACCGAUGCGACUGCCUACCAGGAUUUACCGGCGAGUACUGCGAGACAAAAAUACCCUUUUGCACAAAGGAACACAAUCCUUGCAAAAACGGAGGCAGAUGCGUCGACCACCAGAGCCACUACAGCUGCGAGUGCGCGAGCGGCUUCGCUGGUGCCAAUUGCACUGACAACCUCGAUGACUGCGAUAAUCAUCUCUGCCAGAAUGGUGCUACCUGCAUCGAUGGCAUAAACAAUUACGCUUGCAAGUGCGCACCAGAUUAUACAGGGAGGUACUGCGAAGUUGCACCAUCAACUGCCUUACUAUACCCUCAAACUAGUCCGUGUGCUCAUCAUGACUGCCAACAUGGUGCUUGUUUCCUACCAUCGCCGGGAUCUGGAGCCGAUUACCUGUGCCAGUGCCAUCCUGGCUACACUGGCAAGCGGUGUGAGUACAUGACGAGUCUGAGCUUUAUCGAUAACAACUCGCUGGUCGAGUUGGAGCCACUUCGCACGAGGCCCGAGGCAAACGUGACGAUUAUUUUUACAACGAGCCAGGAGAACGGAGUACUGCUUUAUGAUGGCCAGAGCGGCGAGCACUUGGCCGUGGAGUUGUUCAACGGACGCGUCCGCGUCUCGUACGACGUGGGUAAUUACCCGACCUCGACGAUGUACAGCUACGAGCAGGUGUCGGACGGCAAGCCCCACAUGGCCGAGCUCAUGGCCAUCAAGAAGAACUUUACCAUGAGGAUCGACCGGGGCGCGGCGCGCAGCAUCAUCAACGACGGGCCCAAGGACUACCUCAAGCUAACCAAGCCCAUGUACGUCGGGGGCGUUGCCACGGAUACUGCCACCGUCGCCUUCACCGAAUUCCAUUUGCGCAACAUUACGAGCUUUCGGGGGUGCAUUUCGGAGAUGUGGAUCAAUCAUAAGCUGGUGGACUUUAGCAACGCGGCAAAGAUGAGCGGGGUCCAGCCGGGCUGCGGGGCCAACGACGGCAACGAAGACGACGAGGAGGAAGCUGACGAGGCGAACAAGAACGGGGGAACAGACGGGGCCACGGCCGACGCCAACGCGGAUGACAACAUGCAAGUCGACAACGCCGACCAACACCAGCAGCAACAGCACCUCGUCGUCCAACAGCCCCAGCAUGUCCUGCACGAGCAUUCGGAUUUCGCGGUGUUGUCCAGCUCGAGCAACAUCGACCCUUGCAUGAGACACGAGUGCAAAAAAGGCUCGGCUUGCGAGCCCGCGCCCUUCGGCACCGGCUACACGUGCAAAUGCCAAAUCGGCUGGCAGGGACGGUACUGCGACAAAGCGCCGACCUGCCGGAAGGAGCACAUUCGCGAGUACUACACAGCGAACGGAUGCCGAAGCCGCCGACCCGUCAAGCUCGCCAAAUGCUGGGGCAGCUGCGGCAACUUUUGCUGCUUACCGCGCAAGACCAAGAGGCGCAAGAUUCGGCUGAUCUGCAACGACGGCACCCGGUACACCAAGGACGUGGACCUCGUGCGCAAGUGCACGUGCACGCGCAAGUGCUACUAACUCCCCCCCCCAUCUCCCCCGUCUCCCUUUCUUUAUAUUAUUUCCCCUGUAUAACGUGUACGUCUAAAGCGCCACUCGACGAGGGGAAAAGGAGAGACAGCAGCCGGAUCUCUUGGUGCACUCCGAAGCAGCGUUGUAUAGCAGGAGAGGAAGUCGAAGCAGAGGAGCCAGACUAGCGUGAAAGGCGAGCUUGCGAGAUACAGUGGUCGUAGCCGCGGAGGGAAGAGCACACCUGCGUCCCGUGCUAUAUACAUACGUAUACAUGAGAGCGGGAGCGAGGGUGAGGGAUAAAGUUUCGUCGCUCGGUGCAUCGGCAGCCGGAUGGGGCGUGCAGAUGCUCGCGGCUCGAUACGCGCAUUACCGGGCUGGUUAAAUCCUUACAGCUCCUGGGCUCCGCUUGUACGCCAUGUACCAACAUCCCCGGCUGUGCUGCUUGUACUUGCACGCGACGUGCCCCACACAUAUACAUAUAUAUAUAUAUAUAUAUAACAUAUAUGUCCGUGGGUGUCUCUGAUACUGCGCGGCUUUUUUCAACCGGAAAAGCUCGUCUUUUUUUUCUGAUCCUCUUUACGUGCCCCUCUUGCAAUCAAGGGAUGCUGACAGAGAAACGUCUUUAAACUAUCGGUUGUUUACCCCACGGCGGAUGGUAAAAAAGCUAUAUCGUGCGCGCGAGGGGUUGCAGAUUUUUUUUCGCCGAUAAAUUUUUCUCGACACGUUUACGGGGACGCCCGACGGCUCGUUAUGUUAUUAGUCGGGGAUCGCGAUAUGGCUCAUACAUACGUAAAGUCGCAUUUGCAUAAUAUUUAUGAAAGUGCAAUAAUUACCGUCGAGCUUUCCGUAGCUCGGUGGCGAGUGCGCGCGUCGCGGUACAAUGACGAAUGAACGUACGCGCACCUAUGCAAAAACCAAGGGGGAAUACC
Copidosoma floridanum is the source of this 5402-nucleotide messenger RNA. RefSeq names its product slit guidance ligand (gene sli). Gene Ontology annotation, biological process: axon guidance; negative chemotaxis. The record is from RefSeq and is a predicted model, not a curated record. Lineage: Eukaryota; Metazoa; Arthropoda; Insecta; Hymenoptera; Encyrtidae. Gene Ontology annotation, molecular function: heparin binding; Roundabout binding; calcium ion binding.